CUCAUUGAAAAAGGCGAAGCCCCGAUUGGCAUUUGGGAAGGUCCGGUUCCAUUCAUCCGAGGUAUAGAGAUUUCACUUCAUUCACGAACAGCGAGAGAGGUUGAAAUGGCAUGGAGAGGACAGCUAUCCAAGAAUUUGAAGGAGCUUCGAAUCUUGCUCUGCCAAUCCUCUCCUUCAAGCGCCCCCGCUAGGGGAUUCGUGGAAAAGAAUUACAAGGACCUUAAGACUUUGAAUCCCAAAUUUCCAAUAUUGAUCCGCGAAUGCAGUGGAGUGGAGCCGCAAUUAUGGGCUAGAUAUGACAUGGGCGUUGAGAGGGUUGCUCGUCUGGAGGGUUUGAGUGAGGCACAAAUCUCGAAGGCACUCGAAGACCUAGUUAAAGUUGGGGCAUCCUGAAGGAGUAGUCUGCUGUGCUAUUGUUACUUUCUACAGACUUAAUAAAUGCACGAGUGGAACUUCUCUUGAGAUGCUUUUCUAUUUACAUUCUCUUCGCUCUGCGUUUUUGAGAUUAUUGCUCAAAUAUCCAUCUUGAGAACUCGUGUUUCUAGUACGUAUACCUAUUUGUUUAUAUGAAUAGUUUCUCCGGGAGUUGUCAUAAUGGAUACUUUUUGCAAUGAGA
Molecule: messenger RNA, 616 nt
Organism: Benincasa hispida (wax gourd)
Lineage: Eukaryota; Viridiplantae; Streptophyta; Magnoliopsida; Cucurbitales; Cucurbitaceae
Product: NADH-ubiquinone oxidoreductase B8 subunit
Cellular component (GO): respiratory chain complex I
Source: RefSeq, a predicted model, not a curated record